CUAGAGAUGCCGUUUGGCUGGCAGUUUUGCGAGGGUUAACACGCUUAAAUGUCUUCCUCACCUCAGCCAAGAUUGUUUAGUUUAUAAUCUGCGCAAUGAUGUGCCAAAUCGUUCAUUUAUUGUAUUUUUAUUGGGUCAUUAGAAUAAGCUUCCAUAUGUGGUAAUAUUUCACUAGGAGCUGAUCCGUGCACUAUUGUGAAAUAAUUAUAUGGUGAAAGCAGUGCUGCGUUUUUAAACGUUUUUAUCCUAUCAGUAUCGAAACAUGGUUCAAUGACGCACAGCGACCGCUCUCUCUGGGUGGUGUUUUCUCUCUGCGCAGUGUUUUGGGAAACGCAUGAUCCAUCUUCGACUGUUGAAGGAAAGAUGCAUCGUUAAAACACUCGUAAACCUACAUUCGGGAAACCGGGCCCAGGUUAGGUUUGGUGAUACGCAUUGUGAAGAAGAAUGUUGAUGUUGUUGAAGAGGAAGACUCAGUGGUAAAAAAACUCCAAAUCGUGUAAUUUGCUUGUCCUGGCUGGAGACUGAGUGAAGGAUCAUGGGUAACACAGGUGACCGGAUGUCCAGUGAUCGCCAUGGCGCUAAGGCCCAUCGAUCAGACAGCAGAGGCAGCGACAAAGACCAUGAGCCCAGCAAGAUGGUGGACAGCACAGACGAUCCUAACAUCUUCAACACACACGGACUGGGGUCCUCCAAGGCGUCGGACAAGGAGGAGCCUGACCUGGAUGACUUGGUGAAGACAGGGCCUCAGUCCAGACCUACAGUCAUCCGCUGGGCCGGAGGAGGGAAAGAGGUCUACAUCGCGGGCUCCUUCAACAACUGGGGCAACAAGAUCCCCCUCAAUAAGAGCCACAAUGACUUUGUAGCGAUCCUGGACUUGCCAGAGGGAGAGCACCAGUACAAGUUCUUUGUGGACGGACAGUGGGUCCAUGACCCCUCAGAGCCAGUGGUGACCAGCCAGUUGGGCACCAUCAACAACCUGAUCGAGGUGAAGCAGUCGGACUUUGAGGUGUUCGAUGCUCUGCAGGUGGACUCUCUGGAGUCUACCGACACCUCAGAUCUGUCCAGCUCCCCUCCAGGGCCCUAUGGACAGGAGCAGUACAUGUUUAGGCCUGAGGAACGCUUCAAAGCCCCGCCCAUCCUCCCCCCACACCUCCUCCAAGUCAUCCUCAACAAGGACACCAACAUCUCUUGCGACCCAGCCUUGCUGCCUGAACCCAACCACGUGAUGCUCAACCACCUUUAUGCUCUCUCAAUAAAGGAUGGCGUGAUGGUGCUCAGUGCGACUCACAGGUAUAAGAAGAAGUACGUCACAUCUCUGCUCUACAAGCCCAUCUAACCUGUCUGUGUAGGUGCAGAUAGAGGGUGGCAUGUUAACACUGUACUGGGUUUAACCAUCGUGUAGCUGAGAUUGCACUAAACUAACAGUUUACUGAUGAGACUGGGGGCAAAUCUCAAAGGACACCCUUUUCCUUGUCCAGUGACCUACAGGGCUCCACAAAGGGCUCAAAGUAAUGCACUCGAUGGGGAAUAGGGUUUCAUUUGAGUCUCAGCGUGUGACCCUCACAAGGGAAAAUACUUAGCAUUCACAGUUUGAUAGCGAUAAGAAAAGGGACUGAGAAGGAGACUACUGUGUGUGUUUGUGUGGAGCACUUCUUUGCAUGUGGGCGUGUAGAAAGAACAUUUAGUUCCAUUAAAAACAUGACGGUUUGAAGAAAAGUCCUGAUGGAACUUGGAAAUGCAUAUAAUCAAGAUGAUGUUUUAUUAAAUGAGCUUUGAAAAGAUAUGAACACGGAAAGAGGGCCGUUGAAUGUCACUGGCUUGGAUUAUGGUCCCAUUCUUUCUCCGUAUUAUUACUGUAGUUGGACAUGACUGGAGUAACUUCCUGGUUUGGUCCCAAUGGGUCGAUGACCACUAAUCGAACCAUGAUAUGCAAUUGGAUAGGCUGUAAAUUGAACUGUGCUUUAUGUCUUUAUGACACGGUGAUGCAAGCACUUGAGUUACCCACCCAUGUGUCUCCAACAAAUGCUUUAAGCAGGACUGUUGACAUAAGCUUUUAACUAUGCAGGUGUACGGAAAAAUAUUGCACAGUAGCUUUAUGUUGGACCUCGGUGUCCAAGCUGCAUUUUCUAGGCCUAGAUACAGAAAUGGCUGCGCUACGUGUCUCUCUAGCCCAUUUUCUAUUUAUCCAAUAGGAAUCUAUUUGUCUGUGUGCCAUAUUUAUAGCUUACACUCCCAAAUACUGGUUUGUCUUGAAUGUUGUGGAGCAAUUGAAUGUCUAGUACGAACAGUUUACUGAAUAUGUGGUGGAUUUUAUGGAUUUCAAUCAAGAUUCAAAAUGUCAUUCUGUAAAGUAUAAAAUGGCCAAUAUGGAUUUCAAUCAAGAUUCAAAAUGUCAUUCUGUAAAGUAUAAAAUGGCCAAUAUGGAAUGUGGAAAAGCGUAAUUUACUUUCAUCAAGAUUGUUACAUUUGAGUGUUCUGUGAAUCAAACUUCACAUUUUUGACCAUACACCAUUUCAUAUUUGUACGUUGUAAGAGUACUGUACCUGUUGCUUUUGAUACCAGUAAUCAACGUGGGCUGAUAUGUAGGUAUAUACUCCAAAGAGAAUAUAAAUAUAUGAGAUUUUAUUUGAAAAACUGAGUAAAGAAAUGAUUACUGAAAGCCAUAGCUCACUCUGAGACGAUACACUGCAACACCUUCCUAAUAUUGAGUUCCACCUCGCUUUGCCCUCAGCCUCAAUUCGUCAGGGCUGGGCCAUGGACUCUACAAGCUGUCAAGUGUUCCACAGGGAUGCUGGCCCAUGUCGACUCCAAUGCUUCUCACAGUUGUGUAAAGUUGGCUGGAUGUCCUUUGGGUGGUGGACCAUUCUUGAUACACACAGGAAACCGCUGAGCGUGUAAAACCCAGCAGCGUUGCAGUUCUUGACACACUAAAACUGGUGUGCCUGGCACCUACUACCAUACCCAGCUCAAAGCUACUUAAAUAUUUUGUCAGACCCAUUCACCCUCUGAAUGGCACACAUACACAAUGUCUCAUGGCUUAAACAUCCACCUUUAACCGGUCUCCUCCCCUUCACCUACACUGAUUUGAAGUGGAUUUAAUAAGGGAUUAUAGCUUUCACCUGGAUUCACCUGGUCAGUUUGUCAUGGAAAGAGCAGGUGUUCCUAAUGUUUUGUACACUCAGUGAACGAUGUGAUAUUCUGGAACUCGAUUAGGUAAAAACAAAACUUGAAUUUUAAAUCUGUUAGCUAACAUGUUUUUUUCUUCUCCAAAAUGCUUUGCAGCAUCAUUGUAAGCCAAGUACUGUAGAAGAUUGUUUCAGUUUGCAAAUAAAAAAGGGGAGACAUGUUGACUCUAAAGUAUCA
This is a messenger RNA of Oncorhynchus keta (chum salmon), 3363 nucleotides long. Its product is annotated as 5'-AMP-activated protein kinase subunit beta-2-like. Lineage: Eukaryota; Metazoa; Chordata; Actinopteri; Salmoniformes; Salmonidae. The record is from RefSeq and is a predicted model, not a curated record. The transcript has 9 exons. The coding region runs from base 536 to 1336 and encodes 266 amino acids. Gene Ontology annotation, biological process: signal transduction. Gene Ontology annotation, cellular component: nucleus; cytoplasm; nucleotide-activated protein kinase complex. Gene Ontology annotation, molecular function: protein kinase binding.